AUAAAAUAAUAAAAAGUCAAUGUAAGCUUCAAAACGAACAUUAUAUUAUAUCUUUCCUUUUUAAAAUUCACAUAUUAGAAAAAUUCUAUAGUAUUAUAAUUAGAAAUACGCUUUAUUAGAGCCUUAACUUGAAACAAAAUACAGUUUAUCGUAUCGAAAAGACUCGUAAUGAUAAUAUCUUAUAUAUUACUUAGAACUACACGAACAUUGCUUCAAAGCGUAACACGAUUCGCAUGUUUCGUUGGAAUCGUAUCGACGAAACGUCAAAAAUAAUGAAAUUACAUUGUGAAACCACUUGAAUCAAUCGUCAAACGCCGCAGAAAAAUUCCAGUAAAAUAUCCAGCAAUACACGAUGCGCGUGUACGAUCAACGAUGCUAGUAGUCGAAGAGUAUUUCAUCGGGCGAUGAUUUAAGGAACGAUUAUAUACAAAAUAAUUGAAUGAAAAUAUGUUCGUCGGGUGUGCGAAAUAAAAGAUUCGAGGUCAAUUUGAUCGUGAAAGAUGUCUUGCGCGAAGGAUUUCUCUUGCAUCGGAGGUCUGGAGAAGCAGAUUCGUGUUGUAAAGGAAACGGUUCUAUUUCCGCUCAUGUACGGUGACAUUUACGCGAAGUUCAACCUGAAACCACCGAGGGGUUUGCUUUUUUACGGGCCUCCCGGAACAGGAAAAACACUGGUCGCCAGCGCCUUAGCCGCAGAGUGUAGUAAUUCGGAACGAAAGGUUUCCUUUAUAUCUCGUAAGGGUUCCGAUUGCCUUAGCAAAUGGGUCGGCGAAAGCGAGAAAAAGCUCCAGAAGAUUUUUUCACUGGCUCAACAAUCGAAGCCUUGCAUAAUCUUCUUUGACGAAGUUGACGGUUUAGCUCCAGUCAGAUCUAGCCGCCAAGACUUUGUGCACGCCAGCAUUGUUUCCACUCUCUUGGCCUUGAUGGACGGCUUAGAGAACAAUUCAGAGAUCAUAGUAAUUGGAGCAACGAACAGAAUCGAUGCCAUAGAUCCAGCUUUAAGAAGACCUGGCCGAUUCGACAGAGAGCUAUACUUCCCGUUGCCAUGUUAUACGUCGAGGAAAGAAAUACUCUCAGUUUAUAUAAAAAGUUGGAAGCAAAAACCACCGCAAAAAUUUUUAGCGUAUCUGGCAUCGAAAACGGUCGGAUUUUGUGGAAGUGACUUGCAAGCUCUUUGCGCCGAAGCGGUAAUGUGCUGUGUUCGGAGACUCUAUCCGGAAAUAUACACUUCCACUGCGAAGUAUCAGAUUAAUGAACGUCAUCUUAAAGUUGAGAAACAAGAUUUUCUAAGGGCACAACAGAACAUCUUGCCAGCAUCGCAUCGUGUUACAAUCGCACCCGUGAAAUCUUUGUCGUAUAAAAUCCAGCCAUUACUUCAAGAAAAUUUGUCAUGCAUUCUGUCACAACUCGAAACUCUUUGUCCAACGGGAAUGUUAAUUUGCAAUGAUAUCACUGGUAGAGCUGUAUCGAGGUCAAACAGCUGUCCGAGGAUUUUAUUGUGCGGUGAUGACUCUCACACUCGUCAUCUGGGACCAGCAUUACUCCAUACCUUGGAACAUUUACCUUGUCAUGUGUUAGACGUCACAACUUUGUUCGAGGAAACAGGAAGGGCUGCGGAGGAAGCUCUCAUUCAAAAAAUGAAAAUGGCUCGAAGAAGUUUACCAUCGCUGCUCUACAUUCCUGACAUCUUAGCCUGGUGGGAUCUAGUGGAUGAAGCGGCACGCGUCGUUUUUACUUCUUUGAUGCAUGGCUUAGAUCGAUCGGUGCAUAUCUUAAUCUUGAUUACGGCCAAUUGCUCACAAGCAGAUUUACCAGCAGAUAUUGUAUCUUUAUUCGAUGAACAUCAAAGCGAAAUAUUCGAAGUCAUGCCCCCCGGAAAACAACAGCGAGAAUCUUUUUUCAAGCAAUUAUUCGUUCACUCGGCGUGUGACCUCGAAUCUAAUCGUUCUUCACAAGAAGAGAUGCCAUCCUCACGGAGGAGUAAACUCAGAGUCCGCAACAAAAUAUGCGCCGUGCGAUCAGCUCACGUGAUGACUGAUUCUAAAUCAAAAAUUAACAUUAAAAGAAAAAACAGCGCAUCAGGCGAAGGACCACCGUCAAAACGUACAAGAAAUUCUCCGUCCCAUCUAUCCGCUUCGAGCAACGAGAAACUGACAGAGUUCGAAAUAGAGGAACUGCUUCGAACGAUCGUCGGGGCGACGGAAACGUGGCCGUGCCACGAGCUCGAAAGUCUGUUCGCUUCCCUCGAAUUAACUCUAGAAAAGAACGAGGAAGAUUUAUGCUCUGCAAUUGAAUGCCUCGAACGGUUUAAAGAAUUCAGAAGGCUAAAAGUAUACGUGAAGAAGGAACAAGAAGAUUGAGUUAUCGUUUAUUAAUUUAUUGAACUAUAUCGCAUAUGUAUAAUAUCAUAGGUACAAGCAAUGUAUCCUUUCACUGACUGAUGUGUAACUUUCAGUCGUUCGCCACUGUGAACUGUACGUCUAACGACCAUCUGUUCAAACCUGGACAUAUGUCAUCAAAGAGAGUUGACAGACGCAUGAUGUUGCGAAUCAGUUGUGUAUUUUGUUAAUAAUAUGUAAUAGUUGAUCAUUAUCAUCGUUCGUGGUCGUAUGUGUACAUGUUACGUAAUGUGCUACAUGUAUCUAUAUAUGUUAUUGGCCUCUUUGUUUAAAUAUCUUGUGACAUAACGUUGCAUUUCACACGUGUAAUAUACGCAAAGUUAUAUUAAGAACUAAUUAAACAUAGAAAUUUUCUGUACUGCGAAAAGUAUUUUUGUAGCUGUAACGUUUAAACUGCUACGCUGCUAUAUACAGGGUGGUUGGUAACUGGUAGUACAAGCGGAAAGGGGGUGAUUCUACGCGAAAAAAGAAGUCGAAAAUAUACAAUACAAAUUUUUCGUUUGAGGCUUUGUUUUCGAGAAAAUCGACUUUGAAUUUUCGCUCGGUACGCCUGCGGUACAUUAUAACGGAUCUCACUGUAGAUCGUUGUCUCGAUGGAAAAAUUAAAAAAAAAAAAAAAAAAAAAACCCCUUUUUUUACGUGGGGAAAUCCGGCGGAUUUUUAUCGGCUAAAACCCCACGGGCGGGCCUAGGUGUAGUUCAGCAACGAGUGAAACCGUUCUCCGGGGGUACUUCCCAAACACUCAUAGAAGCACAACAACAUAGUAGGCAAGGGGGGUCGGGAAACCCACUUGCCCGUUGUAUAUACUUCUAAGAUGAUAUUUGGUUUUCCACCUUGGCUUGCCCAGGAGUGGUCUCGAACUCGCGACAUCUUACUACCC
Bombus huntii is the source of this 3276-nucleotide messenger RNA. RefSeq names its product ATPase family AAA domain-containing protein 2-like. Bases 501 to 2357 code for a protein of 618 amino acids. The record is from RefSeq and is a predicted model, not a curated record. Gene Ontology annotation, biological process: positive regulation of transcription by RNA polymerase II. The transcript has 10 exons. Gene Ontology annotation, cellular component: nucleus. Gene Ontology annotation, molecular function: ATP binding; chromatin binding; ATP hydrolysis activity. Lineage: Eukaryota; Metazoa; Arthropoda; Insecta; Hymenoptera; Apidae.